Molecule: messenger RNA, 1467 nt
Organism: Saccoglossus kowalevskii
Lineage: Eukaryota; Metazoa; Hemichordata; Enteropneusta; Harrimaniidae
Product: proton-coupled amino acid transporter 1-like
Biological process (GO): amino acid transmembrane transport; L-alanine transport
Cellular component (GO): vacuolar membrane
Molecular function (GO): L-alanine transmembrane transporter activity; L-proline transmembrane transporter activity
Source: RefSeq, a predicted model, not a curated record
AUGACGCGCGAUACAGAUCCCGAGGAAACAAUACUACUUCAUAGAGAUGACAGGGAGUCGGGACCAAUAACUGCAAACCUCACUUCAAAUCUGCAGACACUUAUGCAUAUAUUAAAAGCAAAUAUUGGUCCUGGGUUUCUUGGAAUGGCGUUCACUGUACAACAUGCUGGACUUCUGCUUGGACCGUUUUCUUUACUUGUGUUAGGAAUCGUGUCUACACACUGUAUGCAGAUAUUGGUGGAUUCCAGUCACAACCUCUGCAAAAGAACCGGUUGUGCUGCUCUCGACUACGGCUGCCUAGCCCAUGAUGCAAUACAACAGUCUUCCAAUACCAAACUGAACUCGUACGGGAAUAUAGGCAGGCACGUGGUGAACACUUUCCUUGUUUUGACACAACUUGGUUUUUGCUGUAUUUACUUUAUAUUUAUAUCCGAUAAUUUCCAACAGGUGAUUAUUAAUUUAAUAUUAAAUGUCCGACAGAACGUAUGUUACACCUUUUUCCAUAUCGUACAUAUUGUCAUCAAUAUUCAGUAUAUAGACAGUUCCACCCUAACUACUCCAGUAAUACAAAUAUUUAUGGCAAUACUUGCUAUAGCAUUUAUACUACUUUCUUAUAUCAGAAACUUGGACACCUUGUCAAUAUUUUCAGCAGUUGCCAACCUUCUCAUAGUUAUUGCAGUAGUCAUUACAUAUGAGUAUCUCAUUUCCGGAAUUUCAGAGGGAAAAACGGACCUGAGUUCUCUACCACUUGCAAAGAGCAUAAGCGCUUACCCGAUAUUUUUUGGUACAGCAGUAUUUGCAUUUGAAGGAAUCGGAGUGGUACUGCCCGUAGAAAAUAAAAUGCAGCACCCACACUAUUUUAAGCAUGUGUUAUACAUUGGUAUGGCUAUAGUAGUGGUGCUUUUCGUCUCCAUGGGUACGCUGGGCUACAUGCGUUUUGGUCACGAUGUUGCCGAUACAAUAACAUUAAAUCUUCCCCAAAAUCAAAGGCUUUACAUAUCUGUGAAGAUUAUGUUCUCGAUGGCCGUAUUUGUCAGCUAUGCAGUACAGUUCUAUGUUCCGAUAGAAAUCACAUGGCCAACUUUACGAGAUAAGUUACCAGAGAGAUUCCAAACAUUUGGCGAAUACGUCUACCGAACAAUAUUAGUUCUUAUUACAUUUGGUUUCGGCGCUCUUAUACCAAAGCUUGGUCUUUUCAUAUCAUUGAUAGGAUCACUUUUAGGAAGCAGUCUAAUUAUGAUUUUUCCACCAAUUAUCGAUGAACUUGUUUUCUACAAUGGUUAUAAAAAGCCUUCGGCAGUGUUGCGACUUACGAAAAAUACUAUUAUUGUUUUACUUGGGUUUUUUGGGUUUAUUUUUGGAACAUUGGUGUCAAUUAUCAAUUUAGUAGACGCAUUUAAGCCAGUGACGAACAUAGGAAACAUGACAACGAUUCAUACUACGGAAAUGACGCCCACUAGUUUUUGA